Bactrocera oleae (olive fruit fly) is the source of this 729-nucleotide messenger RNA. Its product is annotated as pupal cuticle protein Edg-84A-like. The record is from RefSeq and is a predicted model, not a curated record. Gene Ontology annotation, cellular component: extracellular matrix. NCBI's taxonomy places the organism in Eukaryota, Metazoa, Arthropoda, Insecta, Diptera, Tephritidae.
AUGGCAUUUAAAGUGAACUACUACUACUGCUUCAUCGCUCUGACCAUUGUUGCUGUCGUUGCAAAUGCUGCCGAAGAAAAGAACGAUGAAACCGACGCCUACCCCAGCUAUAGCUUCAAUUAUGAUGUGCAGGACGCGGUAACCGGCGACAUUAAGUCACAAUCGGAGCAGCGUGAUGGUGAUGUAGUCCGCGGACAAUAUUCACUUCAAGAGGCUGACGGCUAUCAACGCACUGUCGAAUAUACUGCUGAUGCGGUGAAUGGAUUUAAAGCCACUGUACGCCGCGAACUGUUGGGCGAGCCGGCAAAGAACUUGGCUCCUGCAAUUUCAACACCGCAGAUUUUGCCACAGCCCAAAAUAGAAAAUCUUUAUGCUCAACCCGCAACUUCUGCCAGCCUACCCAAUCUACCAGCUCCAAUUGCUCCAAAGUACGAACAGUUGACACAGAAAUCCUAUGUUACACCGGUUUUUUCGCCCGCAUAUUACCGCGCUUACGCUGCACCUACUUUGCUUCAUCACGCACCGGCCACCCACGCAGUCAUACACCACGCUCCGGCUACCGCAGUUCAUUUGUCGCCAGCCACUCAUUUUGUCCAUACCGCGCCCGCAGCUACCACCUUGCUGAAGACAUCUCCGGCUGUCAUCACGCAUCACGCCAUUCAUACAGAGGCUCAUCCAGCCGUGGUCAAGACCUCGUUUACAGCUCCGCAUGUUUCAUAUGUUUACUAA